GCUUAUAUGAAUCCAAUAGCCAUGGCCAGAUCUCGAGGUCCUGCUCAGUCUGCAGGGCCAACAAUACAGGAUUAUCUGAAUCGGCCAAGGCCCACAUGAAGUGAAAGAACAGCUAGAAAAGAAGAAGAAAGGCUCCAAGGCAUUGGCUGAAUUUGAAGAAAAAAUGAAUGAGAACUGGAAAAAGGAAUUAGAGAAGCACAGAGAGAAAUUGUUGGGGGGAAGCGAGAGUUCGUCAAAGAAAAGAGAGAGAAAGAAAAAGGAAAAGAAGAAAUCUGGUAGGUCUUCAUCCUCUUCUUCAUCAAGCUCUGAUUCUUCCAGCAGUUCUUCAGAUUCAGAAGAUGAGGAUAAGAAACAAGGGAAAAAAAGAAGAAAAAAGAAAUACCGUUCACAUAGAUCUUCAGAAUGCUCCAUAUCAGAAUCUGAAUCAGAUAGUAAGGACAGCAUUAAGAAAAAAAAGAAGUCUAAAGAUGAACAUGAGAGAGAAAAGGAUAUCAAAAGUCUGAGCAAGAAAAGAAAGAAGAUAAAUUCUGAAGAUAAACCUGUAUCAUCUGAAUCUUUAUCAGAACCAGAUUGUAUAGAAGAGGCACAAGCAAAGAAAAAGAAAAACAGUGAGGAGCGAGAAAAGACCACAGCAAGAAAAGACAAAAAAGAAAAAGAAGCACAAGAAACAUGGCAAGAAGAAGAAAAAGAAGGCUACUGGAUCAGGUCCAGAGUCAGCAUAACCCUCGGACCCCUGACAUCUCCCUGCCAGAAAGUGCAAUGUGUAAAGGAAACUUCAACUGUGAAAGUUACGGCUUCUGCUACCCAAAUGCAUGAGUGCUCCUGUGUUUUUAGAACCUGAAGCCGCGGGCCGGAAGAGGCCAUGAUUGUUGCCUGCUGCUUAUUACAUGGGGUACAUUCACCUUCUUUUUUUUGGUUUUAUUUUUCUUCCCAGUAUUUUUAGAUCUGGGAGGUGAUACACUAGAGUCCAACUGGUAUUUGAGAUAUUUGGAAAUAAAGUAAAAUCUUUUAGAUAAUGAAUAUUUUUAACAGGAAGUAUCUAAUUUUAAAUCAGUAAACAUAAAACUUAAAUGCAUCUUUAGGAUGUGUUUAAAGUGACAAAUCAGAGAUACCCAGAUGACUACAGUUGGCCUCUUUGAAACAAGGGCAUGACAUUAAUGCCCUCAAAAUCUUUACUUUUGUAGGUAUUAUUUUUCUUCCCUUAAUUUUUUUGUUUACCUGGGGUGGGGAAGGGAGCGGGGAGGGCGUCGAUAUUAUUUUAGCUAGCUGAAUAGUGUGCCUUUUGAUCCUUGCACAUCCUAUCUAUUUCGGUCAGGACAGACACUGUGCUUCCUAGGGAGGCCAAGAGCUGGUCGGCAGCAGUCUGUCCUUUUGCUGAACUUAGUAAAUGAGGCAUUCUGGAGCUCUGCUGUCUGCCAGCUACUUCAGGUAGUAAAGAAAGACAGCACUUGCAGCAUGAGAGAGCUCCAAAACCUAGGAAACUUACCUCCACUUCAAUCUUUUGAAUAUUUUUAGCAGUAGAGUGUUACAUAAUUUGAAUUAAUUUUGGUUACACUUUGGAGGGAAUCAUUUCAUAGAGACACUGGUUUGUUUUUUUUGUUUUGGUUUUUUUGGUUUUUUUUUUUUUUUUUUUUUUUUUGGUAUAGAUAGCUAAAAUAUUCUGAAAUAUUUUGCAUGUUUUAUACUAUUUUAAGUUUUAACUAGCCAGGGAAAUUUUAUUGUAACCAGUGACCAUUAUUUUUUGUAUGAAUUAUGUUCCAGCUGCAUUGUUUCAAGUGUGUAAUUCCUUAUUCUUACUAUAAUAAGUUCAUUAACUGUGUUUAAUUGCACACUUGCAGAAAAUAUUUAGCAUGUAAAAAGCAGGUUUUUGAUAUUUUACGGCUUCAUAUUGAAGCUGAUUUGCUAUGAGCAAGUUAAGUGGCAGGCCUAGUAUGCUAUAUGUCUUGUUACAUAAAACUACUGCCAGAAUCUCAGUAAAUUUACCGUUCAAAAA
Messenger RNA from Antechinus flavipes (yellow-footed antechinus), 1993 nucleotides. RefSeq names its product family with sequence similarity 133 member B (gene FAM133B). NCBI's taxonomy places the organism in Eukaryota, Metazoa, Chordata, Mammalia, Dasyuromorphia, Dasyuridae. The coding region runs from base 164 to 841 and encodes 225 amino acids. The transcript is spliced from 10 exons. The record is from RefSeq and is a predicted model, not a curated record.